Sugiyamaella lignohabitans is the source of this 435-nucleotide messenger RNA. RefSeq lists its product as uncharacterized. The transcript has a single exon. Lineage: Eukaryota; Fungi; Ascomycota; Dipodascomycetes; Dipodascales; Trichomonascaceae. The record is from RefSeq and is a predicted model, not a curated record. Bases 1 to 435 code for a protein of 144 amino acids.
AUGGGAAUUAAAACUGAAAUUGAUAUUAAUGCCAGUCCUGAGAAGGUUCGUGAAGUGUUCCUUAAUUUUGAGGCAUACUCAGAAUGGUCUAAAUUCAUUGAGCAGGUAAUCAAACCUAAUUCAAACGCCCCCACUGCUGGUGAUAAACUGGAGGUAACCAUCAACCCUGGGUCCAAGAUGGUAAUGAAACCCACUUUGUUGAAGAACACGGAGGAAGAAUUUCAAUGGAAAGGUACUCUUGGAAUUCCUGGUCUGUUCGAUGGUACUCAUCGAUUCCAAUUUGUGAAAACUGAUGAUAACAAGACUCACUUUAUCCAAUCUGAGGAGUUUUCAGGCAUUCUCACCUGGCCCAUUUUAUACUUCGUUCAAGACUCUACAGUUCAGGGCUUCAAAGACUUUAACGAAGCAUUGAAGAAGAGAGCUGAGUCCCAAUAA